AUGUCACUCACCGAAGUGGACGCCCUCGAGGCCAUCGUCAUCAUAGACAAUGAACUGGACCCCAUGUCUCCAGCGGCUCCAGAUACCGUCACGGUCGGCGGCCAAAUGGGAUCCAUCGCUAUGGGAUCGACGCACAACUUAACCGACCGCGGCAACGCCAUCAAGGAGUUGAGGAUGGGCGAUAUCUGCUGCGCGGCCCAUGGACUGUCGGUUUUGGUGACGGCCACCAAAGGUGACAAGAAACACUCGGUCCUCUUCGAUGUCGGACCAGAAGAAGACGCAUGGGAGAGGAACGUCAACCGCCUACGUCCGGAUCUGUCUUCCAUAGAAGUCAUCCAGCUAUCACACUGGCAUCGAGAUCACUCCGGCGGCCUCCUACGAGCUAUCCGCAUGAUUAAACAGGCGAAGCAAGCCCAGGGACAGUCUGAUAAGCUAGUCGUGGACGUCCAUCCCGAUCGACCGGAGUACCGGGGGUUUGCUAUACCUGCCCUGCCGGACAAUGUCAUCUCUCUAGAAGCAGAUCCAACCUUUGAUGAGAUGCAGGCCGCUGGAGCGGUGGUCGACAAACGCAGCGACUCGCACACGGUCCUGGAUGACUUUUUCCUCAUCUCUGGAGAAAUCCCGCGUGUGACGCCUUACGAAACGGGCCUGCGGGGCGCGAUGCGUUUCGAUCCCGAAGAUAAGGAAUGGUUUUCAGACGAGACCAUUGCCGAUGAACGUUUCCUCAUGUGCAACCUCAAAGGGAAAGGACUCGUUGUAUUCACGGGCUGCAGCCAUGCCGGUGUGGUCAAUACAGCGAGACACGCACUGAAAUCUGCCGGAAAACCAACACUUCUUCACGCCGUGGUAGGUGGCUUUCAUCUGGCAAUGAGCGACCAGCCCCAGAUCCAGAGCACAGUAGCAGACCUGAAACGACUUGACCCCGCCGUGCUCAUGCCUGGCCACUGCUCUGGCUGGCGGUCCAAGCUUGCCAUUGAGAAGGCGAUGCCGGGGAGUCUAGUGCCGUGUUCGGUGGGCAUUAAGAUUGACUUCUAA
This is a messenger RNA of Penicillium lagena, 1035 nucleotides long. RefSeq names its product MBL fold metallo-hydrolase. The coding region runs from base 1 to 1035 and encodes 344 amino acids. NCBI's taxonomy places the organism in Eukaryota, Fungi, Ascomycota, Eurotiomycetes, Eurotiales, Aspergillaceae. The transcript has 4 exons. The record is from RefSeq and is a predicted model, not a curated record. Gene Ontology annotation, molecular function: transferase activity.